AUGGACGAGUCGGCGUUGGAGCGUUACUUUGAUGACUCCAUUGCAAAUGACUCAAUCUUCAUGUUGGGGGAGGGGCCUCUGGGCCUCCAGAGUCCCGCCCCCUCCCAGCAGGAUCCCUCGUACCUGUCAGCGAAGGCGGGGCCAAACGGAGAGCUGGGGGAGGAGCUGGACCUGAGUUUUCUUCCUGAUGAACUCAGCACACAGGAUGACACAGCAGCAGAGAGUCAGACUGCAGCUCUGGACACGUCUCAGGACAGCGGCAUCUGUCCGGACUACAACUCCCAGGAUUCCACUGCAGCUGACACCCAGCAGGGGGCGUCCAUGUCAGGACUGGGGACCAGCGCCUCCCCCUUCUGUCCCAUGACCCCUAUGACCCCCAUGACCCCCAUGACCCCUGUGACCGAGAGAUCAGGAAUCAUCCCACAGUUACAGAACAUUGUCUCCACAGUCAACCUGGGUUGUCCUCUGGACCUGAAGUUCAUCGCCCUGCAAGCCAGAAAUGCCGAGUACAACCCGAAGCGUUUUGCAGCCGUCAUCAUGAGGAUCCGCGAGCCUCGGACCACAGCGCUGAUCUUCAGCUCAGGGAAGAUGGUCUGCACCGGAGCCAAGAGUGAGGAGCAGUCGCGGCUGGCAGCCAGGAAAUACGCCCGGGUGGUGCAGAAACUCGGCUUCCCUGCUCGCUUCCUGGAUUUUAAGAUCCAGAACAUGGUGGCCAGCUGUGACGUCUGUUUCCCCAUCAGACUGGAAGGACUGGUCCUGACCCACCAGCAGUUCAGCAGUUAUGAACCAGAACUGUUUCCAGGACUCAUCUACCGGAUGGUGAAACCUCGUAUCGUCCUGCUCAUCUUUGUGUCUGGGAAAGUGGUUCUGACCGGAGCUAAAGAACGAGCUGAGAUCUACGAAGCGUUUGAGAACAUUUAUCCGAUCCUGAGAGGCUUCAGGAAACAGUGA
Molecule: messenger RNA, 951 nt
Organism: Seriola dumerili (greater amberjack)
Lineage: Eukaryota; Metazoa; Chordata; Actinopteri; Carangiformes; Carangidae
Gene: tbpl2
Product: TATA-box binding protein like 2
Exons: 8
Coding region: 1-951 (316 amino acids)
Biological process (GO): DNA-templated transcription initiation
Molecular function (GO): DNA binding; RNA polymerase II general transcription initiation factor activity
Source: RefSeq, a predicted model, not a curated record